This is a messenger RNA of Grosmannia clavigera kw1407, 963 nucleotides long. Its product is annotated as mRNA splicing protein yju2. Lineage: Eukaryota; Fungi; Ascomycota; Sordariomycetes; Ophiostomatales; Ophiostomataceae. The record is from RefSeq and is a predicted model, not a curated record. Gene Ontology annotation, cellular component: U2-type catalytic step 1 spliceosome. The transcript is spliced from 4 exons. Gene Ontology annotation, biological process: mRNA splicing, via spliceosome. The coding region runs from base 1 to 963 and encodes 320 amino acids.
AUGUCUGAGCGCAAAGUGCUGACCAAAUACUACCCGGCGGAUUUUGACCCGAGCGUGCUUGAACGGCGCUCUCGCAAGCCGAAGAAUGCUGGUCCGGCAGUUCAGGUCGUGCGUCUGAUGGCACCGAUGAGCAUGCGAUGCACCCGUUGCGGCGAGUAUAUCUACAAAGGUCGCAAGUUUAACGCGCGCAAGGAGACGCCCGAGGAUCUCAAGUACCUCGGCGUGCAGAUGUACCGAUUCUACAUCCGCUGCACGCGGUGCAGCGCCGAGAUCAUCUUCCGGUCGGACCCGAAGAACCAGGACUACGCUGUGGUGUCGGGAGCGAAACGCAACGUCGAGCCGUGGCGCCAGGCGAUCGAGGAGUCGGACGAGCAGCGGCUAGACCGACUCGAGGCCGAGGAGGCCGAGGCCAACGGCGAGGCUGUCUCGGAGCAGAGCCGCAUGGAGGAGCUCGAGGCCAAGACGCUCGAGGCCAAGCGUGAGAUGGACGUGGCCGACGCUCUCGACGAGAUCCGCACGCGUAACGCUCGCAUAGCCCGCGCCGACCACCGCGACCAUCUCGAGGCCGUCGCGCUGGCCCGGCCGUCGGACGAGGAGGAGCGGCUACGCCAGCAGGACCGCGAGGACGAAGAGGCUGCCCGGAAGGCGUUUGCAGCAGCUGCUGCUGCUACCACAUGGCAGCCCGAUGCGAUUGAGAUUGUGGACGACGAUAUGAUGGACGACAACGUUGAGCGCAAGAUCCGGCCGAACGACCCCUUGGCUCGGGUGCAGGCCGCCAUCCAAAGGCUCAACAACGAGGACAGUUUCGGCGAGAGCAGCUCUGGCGCGUCCUCGCCGUCGACCAUAGCAUCGCCAAGGAUGGAUGCGGCUGCUUCGACCGUGCCCAGCUUCAAGCGGCAGGUCAAGAAGAAGAAAAACCACGCCGCGUUGCUCGGCAUUAAGAAGAAGCCGUCUCUGGUGUGA